Rotaria socialis is the source of this 16353-nucleotide messenger RNA. The record is from the annotation of a GenBank genome assembly. Lineage: Eukaryota; Metazoa; Rotifera; Eurotatoria; Philodinida; Philodinidae.
AUGCUUUCAAUAGAAUUAAAGGAUGAUAAACUAAGUUCUUUAGAAGAGAUAACAAUUGCUCGAAUCAAAGAGCAUGCUAUAGUAUUAUCAGGAGAAAUCAAUGAAUAUUGUAAUUUAUUUAGAGAUCGAUUAAGAAAUGGAGUAGUGCUGGGUUACAAAGAUAGAAUUGCUAAGCUUUACUAUGAUAUGGCCUAUGCGAACUACAACUACUAUAGUAAAGGUCUUGUUAAAGAUAAUCUACUUUCAGUAAAGUUUUAUUUAGAAAAAUCGAUUCAUCAAUUUGAUGAUAAACAUCGAAUAAGUAAUAAUUUUAAUAUUGUAAAAGUAGCAAAAUAUUUUUUGGAUUCAACUUGUGAUCUUUAUUUGACACCGACUCUUGAACUAAAUAAGUUACCUUCGAUUCCAGGAAACGCCGUUGUACUUGUUAAAACUGAGGACGAAAAUGAAUACAUGAGUUUUUUUGUAGAGAACGGCCAAUGGGUCAAAGAGGACGCAGAUUUCAAGCGUGUUCGAAUUCAAAAUGUCAAUCUGGAAAGUAUUUCCGUCAGUAACCCAUGCGGAUUAGUUCAUAAUAACGAAGAAAAUAGUAAACGUAUAGAACGCAUCACUAGCGAAGCACAAUUACAGCGAGGUCGUGCAUCCAUCAACGUUAAAUACUAUUCAUUGAAAAGAAAGAGAAAGAAACUCGAAGAAAAUUUAAAACGAACAACAGAAACUCCUAGCGAAGAUAGUUCACAAUUAUUUGUAUGUGAAAUUCUAUCUAAAUUAAUUGAAUGUAAUUUGGAAAUUGGUUGUUUAGAUCAAGUUGAGUAUUAUAUAAAUUUAUUAAGAAAUGCGUCUCGACAAGAUUUCGAAGAUAAAUUAAACGAAUAUCAACUGAGGAAAGAAUUAAUUGUGAAAUUAAGACACGUUAUGGAGUUUGAAGCCGCUCUAUCGCUAUCACAAGAAGACGAUGUAGCAUAUUUUUUAGUUCGUAAGUCAGAAAAUACGUCCGAUUAUAAUAGAGAACUCGAAAAAUGGCAAAAUAUCUAUAGAAUAUCUGAUAGCAGAUCAAUUUUAUUUAUUUCAAAUUCACAACAAAACGAAAAUCAUUGGGAAAGUUGGUUCUGGAUACCGGACAGAAUAAGAGAAUUUUUAAAAUUAGAAAUCAGUGAAAAUUCAUUAUUAAGCAAAAUUUUAAACCGUAACAGAGUUGCUACUCAUUUCUUCGGUGAAUUUCUCGACAUGUUGGCGGAGAAAGAUGUAUUUUUAAAUUUUGAUUCUAAUUCCAAGUUGAAAAAUAUUCUUUUUAAAAACGAUCAAUUUGACCUGAAAAGUAAACGAACGAAAAUUAUUCAUUUUUGUGAUUCAUUGAGAAAGGCAUAUCAAUUCAUAGGACAUUAUCCUCUUGAACAACGUUAUCAUCGAGCUAUGUGCUAUUUUGUAGAAGAAAAAAGUAAGAUUCUGAAACAAAUUUCUUCGUCAUAUAAAAUCAGUGAUAAUCUAUUGAAUAGUCGUCAAGAGAAGGAAUCAUCGCGAUUAGUCGUAAAACAACAAAACGAUUUUCCUUUAAGUUUAUUUCCUAUUUCUUCAGGCACUGGCGUUAAAAAAUUAAAUGACAAAAUCAGUGAAAAAGACUUUUUCGUAGAUAUUCUUCCUUACAUCGAUCAAGUCAAUGAUUUGAAACGUUCUCUUAAUUCUGUUUAUAAUAUUGAUUGGCGAUUUUGUUGCAGUCAAAAUACUCGAGAAACUUGUUUACAAAAUCGGCACGAAGAAAAUCCCUAUGAGAAAAAGUUUCUUUUCUUAUUGAUGGAAUGUGAUUUUUAUGUCGUACUUGAAGUCAAUAAAAAAAAUCCUCCUAAAAUCAAUGGAAAUGCAAUUGUAUUGACAAAAAUUGAAAAUAGUUCUAAUUACAGCAGUUAUUUCAUAAAAAAUGGUCUCUGGUUAAAAGAUAAUAGAAUUAAAAGUUUAAAGACUAUAGUGCUUAAAAGUAUUAAUUUAGAACUCGUUGAGCUGGACAAAAAACCACAGUUGAUCGAUACAAAUAAGUUUCAAGAUCAAGAAAGUAGAAUUGAAAUGGAGAGAAUUGCUUCUGAAAUGAAUUUAAAUCGAUGGUAUUUCUAUGGAGAAACACUGUGCGGUAGAAUAUCCGAAGGUUUUGUUGAUCAAAAACAAGAAUUAGAUACUCUGCAGAUUUAUUUAAAGGACAUUCUACCCGAGGAUUUGAAAAAAGAAAAAACCGAAAUUUUUCUACAGAAAGAAGCUAAAAUAUUAAAUCAUUUGUCACGGAUAUUUCAAAUCGAUAAUAAAAAGCUUUCGGUUUCUCAAGAUUAUUUUAUAAAGCCAAUGCCAAUUAUUGAUUAUGAAAACCAAUACUCAGCAAACACAGGAAUUAAAAUUUAUGAUCUGAGAAAUAGUGACCAUGGAAAUGAUUUAAAAAAUAGAAUAAAAUCUGAUCUUAGCAGAAAUUUUACUUCUAUAGUAAGAUUAACAAAUAAACAUUAUGUGACUUUAUUUGUUGAAAGUAAACGAUCAUAUAAAUAUAAUUAUGAUUUACGAUACAUCUAUGUUAUGAAUUCUGCGCUUGAAAACGUUAAUUUGAAAAUAUUAAAUUGGUUUAGCGGAGUAAUGAAUCAAUGUGUUUAUAAACUUUGUCUAGUCGAAUGUCCGAAACAACGAAUAAUGUCAGACGAUAGUUUGUUGCAUGCCUAUUUUAAUGCAGCUGCUUGUCAAUGGGCUUCAAAUAAUUGUUGUUGGGAGUUUCUGAGAAAAAAUUUAGCUCGACAAGAGUUUUCCAGUAAAGAAAAUGUAGAAAAAGUGAAACUAUGGUUUAUUGAAACUAGUGAAAAACCAUCCGUUUUGAACUAUCUAGAAAAUGACUUUCCGCCCGACGAAACUAUUGAAAUAGUUGAGAAAUUUAAAAGUCAAUUUUCGAAACUCAUUGAAACUUCUUUAAAUUCUUUAGGAGCUGAAGAAAUUAAAAACCGGGUCGAAUAUUUGUCAACAAUCUUCGCUACCAUUAGAAGAUUUGAUGAAAUAUUCGAAUCUAUUUGUCUUAUAGAUGAAAAGGAAAUCCCAAAUGAAAUAGAACAGUGCAUUCACGACAUUGAAAUUGCUCUAAACAAUGUUGAAGAGAAAAAAAAACAAUACUUAGAAGUGAAUUCCAUAGUAGAUAUUAUGUUUGGAGUUCUGAAAAAAUGUUCGUUAAAUUUGUUAUCGUUUCAAGAGAAACUUUGUCAGAAUUUUGAACGCUUCGAAGAUAGACUACAUCACAUGAUUCUCUUAACUAUGACAGAGGAGAAUAAUUCAGUAAGUGAAAACCAAUCUUUUGUGCAUGUAAAGCAAUUAAAUUCUAUGAUUGAACGAUCACGUCCGAGUUCAGACGAAUAUUUAUAUUUAUGUCAUUAUCAAAAGUUUGCAGAGUCGUUUGAACAUUUUCUAGAAAUUGAAAAUAGUUUUUCUCAUGCACAAGAAUUACUCUCAGAAUGUAAAAGUAUUAAAAAUAGUUUAGGAAAUGGAAGAAUUGAAAAUGCUGCAAUAACGAAUCGAUUCGCUGAAAAGAGUUUCGGUGUAAUUUUACCUUUUAUUCAAAGAUUUGUCAAAGUCGAAGAGUCGCUAAAUGAAUUUCAUCAAAUAUUUAAGUGUCUUUUACCCUAUUGUUAUGAACUACUGGAUUUACCAAUCAUUAAUAGCAGUUUAAGAGACGACAUCUACAAUCAAAUUUGUCAUCAGCAGCAAAAUUUUGAAGAUAUUAAAAAAUGCAUUUCUGCUUUAUUUGUAAAAGUCGAACGCAAGAAAGCUUUUGAUCAAGAGAAAUUAACAGAUAUAUUUAAAUCAUUUGAUGACUGUAUCACAAGCAACGAUGAACGAGCUAUUCAUUACAUAGGAGCAUAUGUUAGAACUAGUAUGAUGAAUACGGUUGAUUAUUAUAUGAAUAGUUUAGCGUCAUUUCGGCAUAGAUCUUUAAGUGCUAUGGAAAUUUUUGAAAAAUCUUUGCAUCGAUUUUUACUCAGUUCCAUUCGAGAAACUGUUAAAACUCAAACCACUCAUAAUCAAUUGUCAUCUCGAGCUUUAUCCUAUUUCGACUCGAAAAAUGUCGAUUAUGAUACGAAGAUUUCUCAAUAUAAAAACCUUCUUGAAUUUCUAGCUAGUGACAAUAGUACAAUACUAUCGGAAGUCAUUAGCUCAUUGAAAGCACAACUCGAAGACACCAGUCAUAGCCACUUUGUAUAUUUAGAUAGAAAAAUUGUAGAUUUAACUAAUCUUUUAAGUCGAUUUGCUAAUGUUGAAGAAUGCUUACCGAAGUUUAGCGAAUUAUUUCGACAAUCUUUGCACGAUAGAUACGAUCAUUUAUCUGAACAGGAAGCUUUUUCUGUGGAUGGUGAAAUAAACAAGGAGAUUUUCGAUCGUCUUAAACCAAAUAAAAAUUUUGAUGAUAUUGAACAAAUUCUUAAAAUUUUUAAAAAUAAAAAUUUAUUUGAUAUUGUAACAAAAUGCAAACGUUUUCUAGAAUACAACGAUGAAAAGGGUAGUGCCGAAAUUAGUGAAUGUUUACGUCAAUGUAUUAUUGAUACAGUAGAAGAUUAUGUAUCGAAUUUAUUAGCUUUUCGCCAUCGAGCUUCGGUAGGUUUUAAUCAUUUCGAAAUAAGCUUCUAUCAAAUGUUAUCUAGUUGUGAAGCUAUUAAAAACGAACAGCUAAGAUCGUGGUUAAAGCAAAUAUUAAUUCGACUCAAUGAUUCGAACGACAACUAUUAUGAUUAUUUGUCUAUCUACAAAACUAUGAUAAACUAUUUGGAUCGAGAGGGUUAUGAAUGGGCUCGACUACUAAAAGAUAUUCUCGAGGAAAAGAAUCAUACUCUUAAGCCUUUAUUUAAAGAAAAAAUAAAUAAUUUAAAGAAACUAUUAAAUGGAUACAUUAAUUGGUGCCAAAUAGAAACCUAUAAACAGUGUGAAUAUGGUAUUUUUCAAAUAAAAACGAACUCAGGAGUUCUUAGUCAGAUUUUAAAUGUUAUUAAAGAACAACAUCCAGAUUGCUUUUGUCCUAAUAAUGAAAUAAGAAUUAUAAACACAGACAAACUUUAUAUUGACGUUGAUUUAUCUAGUCGAGAUUAUUCGGGAGUAAAUAUUGUUUUAAUUAGUCCAUCUCAAGAAUUAAUUGAGAAUAAAGGCAAAUUAAAUAUUAUUACAGAUGGAGAAGAUGCGAAAAAUAUUUGGAUAAAUCAUCCAGCUAAAAAUGCUCAUGGAACCAAUCCGAGUGGCCAUGGAAACAAAGGAGAAGAUGGAUUUGAUGGAAAGUCUGGGAAGAGUGCCGGACAUGUUUACGUAGUUGCGAAUCAGUUGCCUCCCAUCGAGGUGUCGGCUUGCGGUGGUAAAGGAGAGCAGGGACAAGAUGGAGGAAAUGGGGCGCGUGGUUUAGACGGUAAAGAUGGAAAAGAUGCUGAUAAAGAGGCUUUAAGAAAAGAGUUGUCAGGAGAGUGGGCAUUCUUGGGAGGUGCCUGGUCAUAUCGAUAUCGCCGAAUUGGUACCGAUGGUACUCCUGGUGGUUGUGGAGGGGAUGCUGGUUCAGGAGGAUUUUGUGGUGAUGGAGGUAUUCCCGGACUAGUAAAACUUGUUGCUUUGAAUGAAACUUCUUCACAGAUGCAACAUAAAAAUUUCGUAGAAAAAUCAGAAAGUGAAAACGGUAAACCAGGACAACCAGGCGAGGCUGGAAAACAUGGAAAGGAUGGGCGUGACUAUGUAGCUAUCAGUAAUUAUAUUGGCCUUCAUCGGGCUCUAUUUACAAGUCGAAACGUUGAUAACUUAAAAGGAGGCCGUCUUUAUCUUUCUGAUCGCUAUGAACAUAAAGAGAAAAAAGACCUUGAAGAUUAUUCCAUGCUUCAAUUUGAAGAUGAUGCAGAUAGUUUUAGGUUUAAGAAUAAAUAUCCUGAUAGAAAUGCGCAACGAGGAGCUACAUUGACUCAUCAGCAUAAAGAUCAAGAAGUAGUACAGAAAAUACAUGCUAUAAAUCAUCACCAUGUUUUUCAGCAAGUUUCACAGUUUUUUGACGAAUAUAUUAAUCCACAAAAAUUAGCAUCUUACCAGCAUUGGCUAGCUCCCAGUUUAAAGGAAUUCUUAGAAAAAAUGGCUGAUCUAGAAGAAUUUCCUUCUUAUACAGUGCAUACAUUGCCUGAUAUUGAGCAUGAUGCUAAACAAAUUUUAAUUCUAAAAGAAAAAUUUGUUCAAACUAUAAGUAGAGAAAAUCAACGGCAUCAGACAGAACGACUCGAUACCGAUCAAAUGAAUAUUGGAGUCAUUCUAUUAGCACAAAAUGUAUUAAAUCAUCAUAAUGACUUUUCCAAACAGUAUCAAGUAGUUUAUCAGCAGUUACAAAACGAAAUACAGAAAGUCGAUACCAGUCAAUUAGCAACAGGAUUAGAAAUUCGAAGUGUUGAAAUAGCAAAUCUGAGAAGUACAAUUAAUAGAAUUAUUAAUGAGCAACGCUUUUCUCGACGUCUUCUUGCUUUACGAAAACGUACAGAAGUACUAGUAGAAUUACCUCAAGAGGAACUGUUGAAAUCGAUUUCAGAUCGACAAAAUAUAAAAAUCAUCAAAGAGAAUUUAUAUAAACAAGAAUGGAGACAUUUUCCAAUUGAACAUAAUGUUGUCAGUGUUGAGUUAACUAAAAACUUUAAUGACGAACCAUCUGAAGAAUCUCUUUUGAAUCUUGGAUUUGAUUAUUUUGCACAAUUAGAAAAAAUUCUCUCUCAAAAUGCGACACUAGAUUUGGAUUUAAAUCAAAUUUCAAAUUUCACCUAUACAUAUCUUUAUAAUUUACAACAGGCGAACCAUGAUUUAUUAGGUUUGAGAGCUCUCGACGAUCAGCAACGAAUAUUACAUCAAAUUUUCAUCAAAUUUCCAUCGCUAGACAACAGUCAUACUUUAGAUUUAUUAAUAGAUUUUUCUAAAGGAAUACAGCGGGAAUGUGUAAGACAUUAUUGGUUAAUAUGGAUACAGAAAACAUUAGCUAAUGCUCAAGAAUUUUCUCACGAAAAUGUACGAGAAAUGAAAAAGAGUCUUUUAAAUAUUAUCGAAAUAAUUCGCAUAGCCGAUGGCAAUCAGCUUGAACAAAUCGAUACUAAACUCAAGUCAUUGUCUAUUUUAAAAGAAUUUCCAUUAUAUAAUUUUGAUCAAAAAUUAUAUAGUAAUAAUCGAGCCGAAUUAAUGAAAUCUAUUGAUAAAUUUAAUGAAAUUAGUGAUCAAUUGAAUUUACUUGAAGUUUUUCAAAUUUUUUCAAGUUCUGCAUUUUUCGAUGAAAAUCUGUCAGAUCUGUUAACCAAUGACGAGCAAUUGGAUAUUAUCGAGGAUUUUACUUUUAUUUUUCAGCAUAACUUAGCUUUGAUAAAAAUUGAUAAGAAUAAUUUCGGCAAACUAACACAACAAAUCGAGAAGAUAGAAUACGUACUUCUUCAAAAUCCGCGAUCCUACUUGUACGACAUAUUUUUCGAUUUUUCCUGUAACAUUGAAAAAAUCAAAGUUUUAGAUCAAAUCCAACAAUCGAACGAUCUAAAUUUUCAUUCUUCAAAACCGUAUGAAGCAAACAAUUCUUUAUAUACAAUCGAACAGCAAAUAGACGCUUUUAAUACAUUGUAUGAUCCAACAUUAAUAGAAGAAAUCGUUAAAACUCUUUCGAUUUCUCAGGACAUCAGUAGUGUGAUAGAGAAUAACAAGUUAAUAGGUUUUCUUCAAUGGACAGCAAAUAAUCUAGAAAAUUUCAAAGAUUCAACACUAAAAACUAUUUCUCAUACUAUAGAAGCUAUUCUACAGACAACAGCAAAUAAUAGCACGCUUUCUAGUGAGCUCAAAUUUUUAAAGAUAGUUUUCGAUUAUAAAAUAACAAAAUUAGAAAUCGAAAAACAAGAAGAAAAACUCAAAUCAACUAAAGUCGAUACAGAAAAUAUCCUAUCAAGUUUGAGUGAAAUCAAUAGUUUAUUUCGAAAGAUAUCACAACAGACAGAUAAAAAACCUGACAAAGUAGCUGAAUUGUAUGAUCAGCUAAUGCGGUUGAUUCGUCAUGCAAACUCCGAUACUUUUCUCGGUGUAGCCGAUGAUCAAUUAAAUGAAAUAAAAUCCAGUUAUGAAGAAACAUUGAAAAAUGUAUCAAAAGAAAUUGAAAUCGAAAAAAUCUUUGAUAUUUUCGAUAGUUCAGAACAAAAAGGAGAAAUAGAAAAAAAUAUAAAAAUAACUUCUAAUCAUCUAAGAGAGAAAAUAGAUUUAAUUAAUAAACAACAAAACGAUAAUAUUAUUUUUAAUGAUAAAAAACUUAUUCUAAUAGCACAGGACAAAUUAUUUUCUAAUCUUGAUAAUAUCGACGAUGACAUGCGUAUUCUUAUAACGAAUAGAUUAAAUAAAAUCGAUACUAAAUCGGAUGAGACUUUGUUUAGCAUAACAAAGGAAUUAUUACAGGAAUCGAAUUUUUGUCUUUUCGUGUAUGAAAUGAGAAAAAAUAUUAAUAUUGGCUUAAUACAAAAUCUAGAAAUAAGUCAAUUAUUAGAAAAUGAACUUGAAAAAUUAUUUCUUCAUCAUAGAAAAGAUAAUAACGACAUUGAAUUGCAAGCUAUAAGUAUCUUAAAUUUAGCUGAAUUUAGUCCUGAGGAAAAUACCAAUGAUUUUCUCAAAGAAACUAUUAAGAAUUUAGGAACUGUUAAGAAUUCAGAAACGUUAUUAAAUCUAAGAGAACAAGUACUGCGUACGCUAAUAAAAUACUAUAACGAAAAGCUCGUUUCUUUCGAGACACAGAUGGAGAAAAAUCUUUCUGUUGAAGAAAAAAUAAAAGUCUCUGAAGUCAUAUUAAUUUUUCUACAUCAGCAAUCGAAUAAAAAAUCAAUCAUUCUUCAAGAGAUCUAUGAUAGAUUUUAUGAAAUCUAUGAAAACCCGGUCUCCUCUUAUUCAAUAAUGCGUCGAGGAAGAAUUCCAUUUAAAACUUUAAUAAAUUUGAUGAAAUUGAUUAGUAGAGUUCAUCAAGAUAAUGUAGUUUCGAAUGACAUAAAUAUUGUUCAUGCACAAUUUCAAAUUACUUUACUUCAUGUCGUACUUGAGCAAGGAAAUCCAUUAGGAAGUAUUGAUGAUCAAUUUGUAGACUUCUUAGCUUGGCUAUUGCAGACACUUUCAGCAUACGAAUCUAUAGGUAAGAUUGAAGAAAUACAGCAUAUAAUAAAACUCAAGAAAUUAUGUUCAAAUCUAGAAAAUCUAUGUAAGAAUAAAUCUCAUAAAAAUAUAAACGAAUAUACGUAUUUGAGAAAAUCAAUUUUGAGUAUUUAUCAAGAACUGAAAAUUGUUUAUCUAGAGAAAUAUUCAACAGCUUUAUUUGAAAAAUAUUCAAAUGCAAAGUGGUUAGAAAUAGUUAUUUAUUUUCCCGAAUUUUUCGAAGAAGACAACGAUGAAUUAUUUGAUUUUAUAGUGAAAAAUUCGACCGUUUUUGACAUGAGGAAAAUCGAUGAAAUUCAAGAGAUUAUUUUUACAAGAAUUUUUGCAUUGCAAAGAAAAAAACUAGAGAAAUUUUAUGAAUUAGUACCAAUAGAAAAUGGCUUUAAAGAACUAAAUGGAUAUAUACAAAGCGGUUGUUCGUUUGAUAAGAAAAAACCGUAUGAAGUUUUAAAUUUUAAUAAUUUAAUCGAUACAUUUAAUAAUAGAUUAGAAAUGGACGGAGGUCUUUCCAUGAAUGUAGAUCAUUUUAUAAAAGUACAACAAUGUUUAUCUUGCUUUGAAGAUAUUCGUGUAGCAAUCGAAAAGUUAUCGUCUUCGCCUCAAACUGAUUGGCUAAGAAUAUUAUUAAUAGAACAUAUCGUCGAAAAAUAUACUUUGAUAUUUUCUCCUGGCAGCCAAAUAGAAAAUCUUCGUAAUAUGUUAAUGCGAGUAAAUGAAAAAAUUUUACUUUUAUUCAAUAAUAUGUUUAUGAGUCACUAUAUUGAUCAAAUUAAUCAAGCGAUUUAUUCUCAGAGUAAUAUUCCUUCUAUACCGGAUUACCAAAAGAUGACGAAAGAAAAAUUUCUUAGUAUUGUUGAAUUAAUGGGCAAGAUAAGUGUGAGUAAAGAACGUUUGGAUCAAUUGUCCGAUGCUUCAUUAGCCGUGUGGGAUAUACUUUUACAUGAAAUUGAAUUUUCUCAAAUUUUUACUCGAGAAAUGACUAAAUCUGGGAUUCAAAUGAAUGAAGAUGGUGUCGAAAAAGCGUUGCUUUUUUUAAAUCGUAUUCGAAUACAAUUAGGCAUUGAAAAUAAUGAUAGGUUUUUGAAUUUUUUUCUAAGUAUCUCCGAUAAAAUAGCCAAAACAACCGUUAAAACUGUAGAGCAACUAAAUAAACUACUGGAAGUUGUGCACUAUGAAAAUAUUUCAUUUGAACAAGCAAAUGAAAUCGUCGAGAAAUUUAAUUAUCUUGAUUGGCCUGAUGAAAUUAAAAAAAUAGUCUCAUCUCGAUUUGCGAUUGAUAAUAAAUCUGAUCGCUCAGCACGAGAAAUCAUUGAUCAGAUGAUUAAUCAACAAAAUAAAAAAACUAAUGUUAUUGUGAACAAAACUCUUGAAAGCAUCGCUCACGAAGCUAAACGAUUUCGAGAAAAAGCUUUAAAAAAAACUGUAUUAGAAGGUAACGAAAACUCAGAAAUCAAUCGGGAAAUUCAAGAAACUCUUAAUCUUAAAUCCUAUCAAGAUAAUCCUGAAAAAUAUGUACGUUCUCAUUUAGAUCAAAUCAUCCCAUUAAUUCUUUACGCUUGGUCAAUUGCGAAUAAACCACAAUUUCCGAAAGAUACACAAAUAGUUGCUUUACUACUGGUCAUUCACAGUCAUGAUAAAGGACUUCUUGAGCAAGUUCGAACAGGCGAAGGAAAAACUCUGAUUGUAGGAUUAAUUGCCGCAUUUCUUGCGCUAUGCGGACAUGCUGUUGACAUUGUUUCUAGUAAUCGAGAUUUAGCAAUAGAAGGAGAACAAAAAUGUCGUUCGUUCUUUCAACUAUUAAAACUUGAAAGUGGCCACAUUUGCAGCGAAAACGAUGAAGUUAAUCAUCAAUCGUAUAGAUCAGAUUUAAAUACAUCUCAAGGUAAUAUCGUUUAUGGAGAAGUGGGCACAUUUCAACGUGACAUUUUAGAAGAAGAAUUUAAUAGUAAAAAGAUUUUUGGUAAACGAUAUGAAAAUCGAAAUAAAUCGUUGAUUGUUGAUGAAGUCGAUAAUAUGUGUUUAGACAAAGCUCGGCAUGUUCUUUAUCUUUCUCAUGAAAUCGAAAGUCUGAAAUGGCUCGAAACAUUGUUUAUUAAUAUUUGGGCUGCCGUGCUUAGAACAGAAAUGAGUAAUUCUGACGAUAUAUCAGAACAUGUUAAAGAUAUUUCUCAAUUCAUAAAAGCAAAUGUUCAAAAUAAGAAUAUUUCUGUUCCCGAUUAUAUGAACGAGUUUGUCAAUUACAAAAUAGAGCGUUGGGUAGAUAGUGCAUUUCAAGCGCGAAUCAUGCGAGAAGAUGAUCAUUUUGUUUUAGAUAUACCUAAGACAGAUGAUCAACAUAUUAAAAAACAAAAGAAUAUUAUUGUACUCGAUAAAGAUACCGGAAUAGAGCAAUAUUCAACACGAUGGAGUCAUGGUUUAGCUCAGUUUUUAGAAUUAAAGUAUCGACGAAAAAUAACUGUUGAAAGUUUAAAGGCAGUUUUCAUUUCUAAUAAGGCAUUCUUUCAACGAUAUAAACAGCGUCUCUAUGGUUUAACGGGAACGUUAGGCUCGGAAAAUUCGCAAAGUUUUUUAUCUGAUUUAUAUCACGUUCAAUUUGCUGAUCUGCCUACUUCUCGAAAGAAAUCCUAUUUUCAACUGCCUAGUAAAGUGUCAUUUGAAUAUGGCGAUUGGCUUGAUUUAAUUGCUAAAGAAAGUAUCGAACAAGCUCACGAACGACCUGUUUUAGUUAUUUGUGAAAAUGUUGAAGCAACAGAAAACAUUUGGAAUGAACUUAUUCGACAUGGUGUUCCACCGCACAGAAUAGAAAAAUAUAGAAGAGAUGGUGAUAAUGUCGAAGAAAGAUUUCGACAACAACCUGCUACAGUCGGUGAUAUUAUCAUCGCAACUAAUAAAGGUGGUCGAGGAACUGAUAUUCAUGUAGAUUCACACGUCAAUAGUAACGGAGGUAUGCAUGUAAUUUUAAGUUAUCUACCGGAAAAUGUCCGAGUAGAAGAACAAGCGUUUGGACGAACAGCUAGAAAUGGAGCCGCAGGAACUGGGCAAUUUAUUUUACAGGUUGAUAAAUCUAUUUACGAAAACAUGUAUGAACUAAAUCAAUAUCCUGAUAAUCAACGACAAAAGAAAUUAGAAGAUUUAUCAGAUAUCAUUUUAGAACGAGAAAAAAUCCAGCGAGAUAAUAAAGAAGCAGCUAGACUAUCGGACUUAAAACAGAAAAGUAUACUUCGUCUUGAAGUUGAAGAAGAACUUUUCGAUAAAUUUAAUCAAUUCAAGAAAAAGAUUUCUAAAGAAAUAUUCGAGCCGCUAUUUAAUGAUAGGUCAGAAAAAUUGAAAGAAAAAUUUCUUGAAGUUUUCGAAAAUAUUUUAAAAAACCGUUGGGCAUUUUGGUUGGAUAAAGUGAAAAAUAGCAUUGAUGAUAUUGAAACUUCUCAGGGGAAAAACAUAUUAUUGAAUCAAUUUGAUUCUUCGUUUAUUAAAGCGAUUGCUGAUGUUUUACAAAAAACUAAUUUUGACAGUUUGCUAGAGAAAUUUAUUGAAAAACCGGAAGAAGCGGUUCAAAUAGGGAAAGUUUGUCUAUCAGAAGAUGAAGUUUUGAUGGCUAAAAAAUGUUUCGAGAAAGGAAUUACAUAUGGAGAUGUUUCGGGAUUCUCCUAUAUGGGACUCGUAUUUUGUAUUAUUAAAUUGAAGGAGGAAGGAAAUAUUCGAAAACAGUCAAGAAGAGAAUUAAAGAAAGCUCUACGUUCUUUAGAAGCAAUCAAACGAAAUCUAAUGGCAAAUCUUAAAAUUGCCGAAAUGCUUCCGCAAUCAGCUACAGCUGAUAUAUUGAAAAAAGUAUCUUCGAAAGAAAAUUUUUAUCAAGAUCAAAUUAGUGGAAAACUAGAAGUGAUUGGAUUGCAUAUACAUUAUUUAAAGAAAGCCAUUGGAGAAACAGUAGAACCUUUUGAUUUUAUUCUAAACGCAAAAGAAGGUGAGAAAUUUACAGAAGAAAAUUAUGAACGAGGAGAGAAACUAUAUGAUCUUUUAGUACAAGGUGGACUUAUUCAGGGAGAUAGAAUAAGAAAAGUAUUGAGAAAAGAAAAAGGACACAUAGAAAAGACGAUUCGAGAUAAUAUUGAUCCUUCGAUUGCGGACUCAUUGAUUAGUUUAUUAAAUAGAAAAAAUGAAUUUGAAAAAAAUGACUUUGAAAAUAUUGUUUGCUACAACGAACAAUUAUGGGAAGUUUUGAAUGUUAAAACUUUUCAAACUGUUUUUAUAUUAGAUAAAAAUAGAAUAGAAAAGCAAUUACCAGAAGAAUACGAAAGUAUUUGGAAAGAUUUAGAAGAUAAAAUAGAUCCGAAUCAAGUUGAUAUUUCGAUAUUUGAAGAAUCUUCUGAGAAAAUGAAAUUUAAAAUUUAUCUCGAAAAGAAAAAGAUACUAGUUCAAACGAAACGAGUUCACAUUAACGAAUUAGAUUUCGAUUCGUUACGAUUUGAUGGUGAAUUUAAAAAAUAUUCAAAAAUGAAAUUCAAUGAUAAUGGUUAUGAAACAAAAGAUCUUAAAGAAUUUUUAAUAGAAUUAAAAGAAUAUAUUAGCCAAGGAGGAAGUGAAUAUUUCUAUCAAACAGAUUUACCAUUUGGUACAAAAGAAGAAGAAGGAAAUAAAAUUCGAAUUUUUUUAAAAGAGAAAAAUAUCUUAAAAUCAGGCGGACUUGCCUUGUACAAAUACGGUGAUAAUCGUGACGAAAUUGACAAAUCUUUAGAUAAGAUUUUAGCAAAAAGCGGCUUCGAGAAUGAUAAACAAAUGAUUCAGUCAAUACUAGCAAGUUUACAGGGCGAUAUUCGUUCCUAUAAAGAUGAUUUGAAAGUAAACUUGAAAGAUUUUUUGGAUCUUCAAGAUCAAGAGGAAGUGCCAAGUGAACUAGCAUUUUUCGAAGGUAGCGGUCUGAAUAAGUUUUUAAUUAUCGAAGAAGAUAAAUCUUGGUGGGAUUGGAAUGCUUUUGCAGUUGCAAUGAUAGGAGUUGCGGAAGUCAUUGGAGGAACAAUUUUAAUAGCGUGCGGCGCGGUCAAUAUAGGAGGUGCUCUACUCAGUGAAGGUAUUGCUGAUAUGAUUUAUGCAACCAUGGCAGGACUGUCGGGUCAAUUCAGUUGGAAAGACUGGGCAAUACAAAAAUCGAUUAGUUUUAGUCUUUCUCUAAUGACUGCUGGAAUUGGAAAACUAGCAUCCGUAGGUUCAACCGCAGCUAAGAUAGGUUCAUUAUCUAAAGCAGCAAUGUUUGCAAAGAUAAUUAAAAGUGCAGCGUGCGAUUUUGCAACUAUCUGUUUAACUAACAUUUUAACCGAGAAAAUUAUGGAACAGAUCAAAGACGGUGUUAUACCAAUGAUAGUUAAUGGAAUCGAAGAAAAUUUCUUAAAAGGAAUUUUCAAUUCGAUUAAUACGAAAGUGCGAAAUCUUUACGUUGCAAGCGAGAAUGACAGAAAAAGCAUAAUAUUACCACAGCAGUUUGAUAAUAUUCGAAUACAAGUCGUAUCUACUCUACAAAAUAGUUAUCAACAGUUUGCUGCAGGCCUGGCUAAUUCGAGUUCGAAAUAUGCUAAAAUGACUGCGGCUGCUAUCAAAGCAACGUCUAUGAUUAAUAGAAUUUGGACUGCUGUUCAGUCUGUGUUACAAUUAACGAGUGCGAUCAGUACUGUGACUAAGAUUGUUGACGGCGCAAUUAAUACCGAAGAGAAAAAUGUGAACUCAAAAGUAAUGAAGGAUGCACUUAUUAAAGCAAGAGUAGAUCAGUUGAUUAGUAUCAUAAAAGGAUAUAUAUCAAGUAAAUUAACGAAAGAAUUAGCAAAAAUAUUAAGGCAAAUCAUUAGCGGAACAUUAAAACAGAUUGGCAAAGCCAUGGCACAAAUUGCAAAGGCAAUGGGUAAUGGAGAGGUUAAUGAGAAGAAUCCAAUCAAUAAAAUGAAAAACGCAAAUCAGAAUAAAGACAAUGAUAGAAAUAGUCAAGUUAUUGUUGAACAACCUUCAACGGACCAAUCUUCUCAGAAUGAACAAAGAAAUAAGGACAAACGAGAAGAUCUGCAAAAUAAUAUAAAAAAUCCUAAAGAAAUGAAUGAAGGAUGUUUAAACGACAUUAACAAAAAAAACAGUGGAGCAACGGAUCGUGCUGAUAUAAAAAUGCUAGCAAAUAGUAAAUGGAGAAAUAUAACCGUCCAUAAUCAAGCUACAGGAGAAACAGAAGUAAUAAGGCCUGGAGGACUAAGAAAAAUACCUGCCUUUUUUAAACAGUCAGCUGAAAUAAUUUUUCAACCAGGUGAAAAUGGAAGUAUAGGACAUUUUGUGACCGCUAGAGGUAAGGAAACAUACAUACAGUUGAAUGGCCGUCAAGACUGUUUGUUGAUCGCUUAUCAUGAAUCACUUGGUCGCAAAGUAAAUGAAGCUGUGAUAGAAAAAGAAAGAUACAGUUUAGAUCAAUAUAUUACUCGAAAUAGAACAACCUAUAGUAAAUAUAAACAAAAUAUGAUUGAAAGUACACUUGAUCCGAUGAUAGCUGGUAGACAAAAGGAGAAACGAGAUCUUGAAAAUGAUGAAGCCACGAAGGAUGAAAAUAAAAAACGAAAUGCUCGACCAAAAAAGGAGGGAACUUAUGGAAAUAAACCCCGUGAAAAAAGUCGCCUAAAGCAAGAACACGGCAUAACUGUAAGUGGACAAACGCAUGAAUUUGAACAUCCUAUUCCCUGGGCGACAUUGGCUGCUGAUGCUGAUCCCGCAUUAAAAAUUCAGAGAAAAGGGGGUGUCGGUGAAAAACUGGAAGCUAUUUCGCCAGCUUAUGCUGAAACAAAAAGCUCACAUAAAGAACACCCAGGUACAGGCCGGAGCAAUGAGGCUGUGCAAUAUCGGAGCCAACUAGGAGUUGCUUUAAAAGAAGAUAAGAGUCCUGGCAACGCUUUUCAAAUUAGUUUGGUAGAAUAUGCUCAUAAACCAAAUUUUAUUGAUACAGCACACACUCCAGUCGGCAGAGUAGCAAGUGACUCAUAUCAGCAUAUGAUAAUGAACACAGACUCAGUCCCGUAUUUGAAUAAUGAUGCAUCUUUCGCUUUCAUGCCCCUCGAUAAUCACCAAAAAAAAGAAUGCAUUGUAGCCAGAUGGAUAGCAGAUAAUGGUAAAUAUCCUACUGAAAGUGAGACAGAAGAAAUCAUACGAGCGGCUUUCAAACGUCGCUAG